Eimeria acervulina is the source of this 264-nucleotide messenger RNA. RefSeq lists its product as hypothetical. The transcript has a single exon. The record is from RefSeq and is a predicted model, not a curated record. Lineage: Eukaryota; Apicomplexa; Conoidasida; Eucoccidiorida; Eimeriidae. Bases 1 to 264 code for a protein of 87 amino acids.
AUGUACGGGGCCAACAAGUCCACCUGCAGCAGCAGCAGCAAACGCAGCAGCACCAGCAGCAGGUGCGGGAGCAGCAGCAGCAGCAGCAGCAGCACGUCCAGCAGCAGCAGCAGCCAGCUGCUGCUCAAGCAGCAGCCGCAGAUGCAGCAACAGCAGCAACAGCAGCCGCUGGUGCAGCAACAGCAGCAACAGCAGCCGCAGGUGCAGCAACAGCAGCAACAGCAGCAGCAGCAGCAGCAGCAGCAGCAGCAGCAGCAGCAGUAA